UUCAUAUGUUUUGGAGGGCGUUUACAUAGUUCAGACCAAAAUUUGGUCAUCCGCAAAAAUUUUUACAUGGACGUAGCGAACCAAACGCACAUUGAUUGUGCGUGAAGCGGUUUCAUAGAAAUAAAUUAAUUUUUCUUAGGUUUUAAUCGUAGGUUAGUAUGCUACGGUAACUGGUUUGAUUUUUGUAGGCGACUGGUGAGCUGAGGGGGGUUCCGAGGGCAGCCGCGGCAAGACGGCGCCAUUUUGCCAGGGACACACACACACAGGAACAGCAGCUGACGGGAGGCCCGCGCCGCCUGCGGGAAGGAACCUUCGUUUACGAGCGAGUCGCGAACGGCGGCCGCUGGGCCCGGCACAGCUGCCGCGAGUGUGUAGAGAGAGAGUGAAGCGCAGCGCCAUGAACGGCAGCGCCAGCGCUCUGCUCGACCGGGAGGAGCACGUCCUCAAGCUCGGGGAGAGCUUCGACAGACGCCCCACGUCCUCCUUCCACACCAUCCGAUAUGACUUCAAGCCAGCCUCCAUUGAUACGAGCUGCGAGGGUGAGCUGCAGGUGGGCAAAGGGGACGAAGUCACCAUCACUUUACCUCAUAUCCCCGGCUCAACUCCACCGAUGACAGUAUUCAAAGGUAACAAGCGGCCAUAUCAGAAAGACUGUGUUCUUAUAAUUAACCACGACACUGGAGAGUUUAUGCUGGAGAAGCUGAGCAGUAGUAUACAGGUGAAGAAAACCAGAGCUGAAGGCAGCAGUAAAAUCCAGGCACGUAUUGAGCAGCAGUCGCUGAGAGCAAACCAGCCCACGUCACAAUUCAGAGCCCCGACCAAACCGGCUCCUGGGGUUAAGAGCUCCCCCUCGAAGGACAACCCAUCCCCUGAACCCCAGCUGGAUGACAUCAAAAGAGAGCUGCGGGCUGAGGUGGAGGUCAUAGAGCAGAUGAGCAGCAGCAGUAGCAGCGGUAGCGGCUCCUCGGACUCGGGAAGCAGCUCUGGGAGCGGAGACGACAGCUCAAGCAGUGAUGCAGAGCAAGAAGCGCAAUAUGGCGCUCCCUCUCCGAGUCGUAAUACCGUAGCCAACGGGACGAGCAGACCACAGGGCAGCAACCAGCUCAUCAGUACGCUCCGGAAUGACCUUCAGCUGAGUGAAUCUGGGAGCGACAGUGACGACAACUGACCAGCAUACUUUGGCCUGGCUGUACUGUGUUGAAUGUGCUAAAAGAUAAUACUCUUUUAGAUGUUUUACAAUGCAUUUUUCUCAGCUGUUAAUUUUUUUUAUAUUCUUAAGUUGGAAUUCUUUGAUAUGGGUAUAUCGGAGGCCAUAUGUGCAUAUUCAAAGAUUGGGUAUUUAGAGGAACAUGUUGUAUCUGCUUCUCUUAUUUUUGCUAUUACCAUUGUUAUUACUAGGAAAUCUAGUAUGUUCAUGUUGAGGAGUGUUGCUUAUUGGAAGAAAUUAUCGUCAUCAAAUCUCUUCGGCUUUGAAGAGAUCAUAACUUUUCUUACUGCUCGGUUUUACAUCAGGGUCAUGCGCUUCAUUUUUUCAGAACGUUAGUGUGACGUUCUGUAUAGUUACCAUUGAACUUCUAUGUAAAUUUUAGUAUUGCAUUUUACUCAAGGUCUGCUUUUAAUCGAGCAGUCGUGGCUGAUAUAAAGGCACACCUUCACCUGUGUGCAAACAUAAUGAAGAGAUUUUACAACAUAAAAAUUAACAUUUUUUUUAUUUAGGGCUUUGCUGCUGUGCUGUUAUUCUGUUGUGAUUAUUCUUAAGUUCAGCCAUGCAGUUUCUGAUUAUUAAAAAUAGAUGGAAGAAUUAAUUGACAAAUGAAUGAACAGGCUGCUUCAGUGAACUUUCUGUUAUUUAGAUUCAUUCUGACUUAUUUAUAAAUUGUGAAGUAUUAUUCAGCCUUUUGACAGCCACUUGCAUGGCUGUUCCCCCCCCAAACUGUUAACUGCUACUGUCCCAUAGCACCCCUUGUGGUGUGGGGUGUUACUGUUUCUGAAGUGUUUUUACAUUAGUUUUACUCUCCUAAUUGUUAUUGUAUCACUCAUUGCUGAAGAUGUUGGAGUAACAUCACAUUGACCAAUUACAAAGUAUAUGGUUUCAAAAUGUUAAGUACAAUCAGCACUAUAAAUACAUUUUCCUGUUUUUAAUGAUUGAAGCAACAAUGGCACAGCUCAUUGAUUGCUUCUACAUAAAUGCCAUGAAGCUGGAGGGCAUUAUUUUGGAAUCGUAUGGUUAAUAUUGGUUGUGCACUGAGUCACUUGCUCCAUUUUCAAAUAGCAACUUGUACCCUGCUCCCUUCUAUCAAAGUAUAAAUUGUACAUAUGGAAAUAAAUUAUUUACAAUCUUGCUGA
Messenger RNA from Scleropages formosus (Asian bonytongue), 2346 nucleotides. RefSeq names its product ELL associated factor 1 (gene eaf1). Gene Ontology annotation, cellular component: super elongation complex. The transcript has 6 exons. Gene Ontology annotation, biological process: transcription elongation by RNA polymerase II. NCBI's taxonomy places the organism in Eukaryota, Metazoa, Chordata, Actinopteri, Osteoglossiformes, Osteoglossidae. Gene Ontology annotation, molecular function: transcription elongation factor activity. Bases 398 to 1168 code for a protein of 256 amino acids. The record is from RefSeq and is a predicted model, not a curated record.